Molecule: messenger RNA, 795 nt
Organism: Parasteatoda tepidariorum (common house spider)
Lineage: Eukaryota; Metazoa; Arthropoda; Arachnida; Araneae; Theridiidae
Product: tigger transposable element-derived protein 1-like
Source: RefSeq, a predicted model, not a curated record
AUGAACCAAGAUGCCAUUCGUGCCCUUAAGGCAUUCUACACUAGCUAUUCGAUGGAGAGCCUCAUAUCGGUAGUUGACGAUGCCAAUGACGAAUUCACCUUGAAAGCAUACUGGCGAAGUUACGACAUUGCCCCUUUGUCUAAUAUUCAGCAAGCAUUAAAGGACAUGAAGAGUGAGACCAUAAAAUUUAGCUGGAAGAAAUUAUUGCCGAACGUAGUGCACGACUAUCCAGGCUUCACUCUUGAAGAAAUUCAUCACUUAGCGGUGGAGAAGGCGGCGAGGCUGGCUCACAUCAUAAGGAAUGAAGGAUUUGUCGACAUGACAAAAGAAGACAUCAGCGCCCUUAUCGAUUGCCACUCGGACCAACUGACCGAUGAAGACCUCCUUGAGAUGACAAAGUUUGAAAGUGAGGAAGAAAACGAAGAGGAAGACGAAGAAGAAACUGAUAAGCGUGGCCUUACUCAGGAGAAUCUGCAACAAUUGUGCAACAUGGCAAGAGCGAUGCAACGAUUUGCACAAGACAUUGACCACGAUAUGGUUCGAGCAGUCGAGUUCAGCAAUUGCGUUGAAGGGGUUUUGUCCUUGCACAGGGAAAUUUUGAAGGAAAAGAAAAAACAAAGACAACAAUUACGCAUCACCAUGUUUCUCUGCAAGGUAAAGCCCCUGGCUCUACCGUCAGCUCCUCUAGCGGAAGAGUCUCCGAGUGAGCCUAGAGCUUCUACGAGUCAAGUGAGAGCCUCUUCUCCCCCACCAACACAAGACUCUUCGCCUCUCUCAGAAAGCAAUGUUGAUUAA